AUGUGGAACGAAAAGAGCGGUAGCAGAGAUUACCAGUCUUCGUCUUCGUCCAUCUCUCGUUCCUUCUUCUCGCACUUCUGCUCAUCUGCUCUCAGGACCAAAGCCCUACCUUCUCCUUCGGAGGCCUCGGUCCGAGCGGUCAACGGCGAUGGCCUUAUUCGCCGUCUCGGCCUGUUUGACCUCAUUCUCCUCGGCGUUGGCGCUUCGAUCGGCGCCGGAAUCUUCGUCGUCACCGGCACCGUAGCUCGCGAUGCUGGUCCCGGAGUCAUAUUUAGUUUCAUCCUUGCUGGAGCAUCUUGUUUCCUCAAUGCACUUUGCUAUGCUGAGCUAGCUUCUCGUUUUCCUGCUGUUGUUGGGGGAGCAUACUUAUAUACAUACACAGCUUUCAAUGAGCUUACUGCAUUUCUAGUUUUUGCACAACUGAUGAUCGAUUACCAUAUUGGUGCAGCUAGCAUAGCAAGAAGCUUAGCGAGCUAUGCAGUUGCAAUACUAGAGCUGUUUCCCCUCUUCAAGGAUAACAUACCAAACUGGAUUGGACAUGGUACUGAGGAUUUUUUGGGGGCCAUAUCUAUUAAUGUAUUAGCCCCAAUUCUCCUGGCACUUCUUACAAUAGUUCUAUGUCGGGGAGUUGGCGAAUCUUCUGUUUUAAAUUCUGUUAUGACUAUAACCAAGGUAGUCAUUGUGCUGUUUGUUAUACUUGUUGGGGCUUUUGAGGUUGAUGUUUCAAAUUGGUCUCCUUUUGCCCCAAAUGGCUUUAAAGCUGUACUCACAGGAGCUACUGUAGUCUUUUUUGCGUAUGUUGGAUUUGAUGCAGUUGCUAAUUCAGCUGAGGAAUCUAAGAGACCACAGGCAAGAUUCAAUCAGAUGAAUUUAAUGUCCAUGGCAGUUAGGGACUUACCAUUGGGGAUCAUGGGGAGCCUUCUCAUUUGUGUUGCAUUAUAUAUUGCCGUUUGCCUAGUGAUAACUGGAAUGGUCCCCUACUUGUCCCUUGGGGAAGAAGCUCCUCUGGUUGAAGCUUUCAUAUCCAAGGGCUUGAAAUAUGUGUCCGUGCUAAUCAGCAUUGGUGCCGUUGCUGGCCUUACUACUACCCUUCUUGUUGGUCUCUAUGUUCAGUCUCGGUUAUACCUUGGGCUUGGAAGGGAUGGUUUACUGCCUUCCAUCUUUGCUAGGGUACACCCAGUACGCCACACUCCUGUGCAGUCACAAGUCUGGGUUGGUAUUGUUGCCAGCGUGUUGGCAGGACUGUUCAAUGUACAUGUCCUCUCACACAUUCUUUCUGUUGGUUCAUUGACUGGCUAUUCUGUCGUUGCAGCAUGUGUGGUAACCCUUCGCUGGAAGGAUAAGACUGCAAGUGAAGUUUCUAAGAAUUGGACCUCAAACUGGAGGGAAGGUGUUCUUUGCUUAAUCAUAAUUGCCUGUUGUGGUUUUGCUGCUGGAAUCGUCUACCGUUACAGUUAUUCAUUUAUUUUUCUGGUUGUGGCUGUUAUUGUUGCAACCUUUGCUGCUGGUUCUCUUUAUAUCCGUCAAGUUUACGUGGAUCCACCAGGUUUUUCUUGUCCAUGGGUUCCAAUUGUGCCAGCUAUUUGCAUCUUUUUCAACAUUUUCUUGUUUGCUCAGUUACACUAUGAAGCGUGGGUGAGAUUUGUUGUCCUCAGCAUUUUGAUGGUUGGAAUAUAUGCAUUUUACGGGCAGUAUCAUGCCAAUCCUGCAAGCUCAAAUGAGACAAUAAUUUACCACAGAGUAACUGCAGAAGAAACUCACUAG
Messenger RNA from Thlaspi arvense, 1764 nucleotides. The record is from the annotation of a GenBank genome assembly. Lineage: Eukaryota; Viridiplantae; Streptophyta; Magnoliopsida; Brassicales; Brassicaceae.